Messenger RNA from Manihot esculenta (cassava), 1631 nucleotides. Its product is annotated as probable trehalose-phosphate phosphatase D. Gene Ontology annotation, molecular function: trehalose-phosphatase activity. Bases 337 to 1419 code for a protein of 360 amino acids. Gene Ontology annotation, biological process: trehalose biosynthetic process. The transcript is spliced from 11 exons. The record is from RefSeq and is a predicted model, not a curated record. NCBI's taxonomy places the organism in Eukaryota, Viridiplantae, Streptophyta, Magnoliopsida, Malpighiales, Euphorbiaceae.
AGAACGGCCCCCCUCUUGCUUCUUGCUAUCUUCCAAAAUCCCUAAACCCCCUUCCUUCCUCACCUUUAACUAUAACUAUAUAUAAACCACCUCUCCUUCAUCUUUUGCCCCCCUCUCUCUCCUUCUCUCUCUUUCAACUGCCUCUGUCGUCGUCUCCUUUCUCCUUCCAGCUCUCCCUCAUUUCUCUCAUCGUCAACCUCUUCUCCUCCGUCGACAACUAAUUAAUACGCCCUAGCUUGAUAAGCAGUUCGAGUCUUGAAGAACAUCUUUUUACUAGCUCUGCCACCUUACAAGUGUUCGCUCAGUAACAUUAUUUAAUUCCUUACAAAUAUAGAAAUGUUCAAGAGAAGUAUUGCAAAGCUCAAUCAGGCUAUGGGAUUUCAAAGAUCAUCUACCAAUAAACCAAAAAUGCAGCCUGGAAAUGAUCGCUCCACAAGUAUGAGAACAACUAAUAUUAAAAGUCAUCCCAUUACCAGCGGACCUAUUUCCAUAAACGAUGCAAGUUACGACACAUGGGUGGUGGAACACCCUUCUGCACUGGGCUCAUUUGAUCAGAUGAUGAAAGCAGCGAAGGGGAAGAAGAUUGCCGUGUUUUUAGAUUACGAUGGUACUCUUGCACCUAUUGUAGAUAAUCCUGAUCUUGCCUUCAUGUCUGAUGAGAUGCGCUCAGCAGUACGUGAAGUUGCUAAGUAUUUCCCAACAUUUAUAAUCACUGGUAGGAGCAGGGACAAGGUUAAAGAAUUUGUACAGUUAAGUAAUGUAUAUUAUGCAGGAAGCCAUGGCAUGGACAUUUUAGCACCGCCAAGGCCAGUUAAGUCCUGUGAUGGAAAGUACCAAUCCAUAGCCCUUGAUAAGAAGGGGAAUGAGGUUCUCUUUCAACCUGCCAAGAAAUUUUUGCCUGCAAUUCAAAAGAUACAAACAGCAUUGGAAGAGAAAGUCGUGAAAAUACAAGGUGCUAGGAUAGAGGACAAUAGGUUUUGCAUCUCUGUACAUUUCCGACAGGUUAGAGAAGAGGAUUAUGAAACUUUGGAGAAGGAUGUGAAGUCUGUACUUGAACAUUAUCCGGAGUUUCACUUAAGUUGGGGUAAAAAGGUCAUGGAGAUACGACCAUCGAUACAGUGGGACAAAGGUGAUGCUUUAGAAUAUUUACUUGACACUCUAGGGCUAAGCAACUCCAACGAUGUCAUACCAGUGUACAUAGGAGAUGAUCGAACGGAUGAAGAUGCUUUUAAGGUGAUACAAAGAAGGGGCCAAGGAUACCCAAUAAUUGUAAGUUCAAGUCCAAAGGAUACUAAAGCUUCUUUCUCCCUCCAUGAUCCAUCAGAAGUUUUGACGUUCUUGUUGCGUCUGGCAAGGUGGAGGAAGUCUUCAAGUUCAAGUAGUAGGUCACUAGCCCAAAUUUGGGGUGUGAGCAAUUGAAACCAAGUUCUGAUAUAAUGCACAUAUAAGAAAUGGAGAGCAAAAUAAAGAUGUUUAUACGUAGAGAGAAGGGAUCGUGUGGGAUUAAGGGUAUGCUUGCUUUCUUGCUUUCCGCUUCUAAAUUAGCAAUCAAAUUUUACACUCAGGGUUGUAAAUGAUUUUCGUAAGAAAUUCAAAUAAGAAAGAGAAAUCCAAAUUUUCGUUGUGUCAAA